Spizellomyces punctatus DAOM BR117 is the source of this 1431-nucleotide messenger RNA. RefSeq lists its product as uncharacterized. The record is from RefSeq and is a predicted model, not a curated record. Gene Ontology annotation, molecular function: ubiquitin protein ligase binding; protein-macromolecule adaptor activity. The transcript is spliced from 4 exons. Gene Ontology annotation, cellular component: cytosol; plasma membrane; cytoplasm. Lineage: Eukaryota; Fungi; Chytridiomycota; Chytridiomycetes; Spizellomycetales; Spizellomycetaceae. Gene Ontology annotation, biological process: ubiquitin-dependent endocytosis. Bases 94 to 1431 code for a protein of 445 amino acids.
CCGGUCGGAGGCUUUGCUGGAUGACAUUCAUGUCCCCAGCUGACAGCAGGUGCACUCGAGGGUAUAUCACAUUUUCCCUUUUAUUUCUACCUCAUGAUUCCGUAUACAUCCUGGAUAAUGAGCGAUGCCUCAAAGCAUCCUCCAGAGAUCGACAUCUAUGAUAUCAUUUUGGAUCGACGGGAGGUUGUAUUGCGGGAGGACGAAAAAGCUGCUGGCCCUUAUUCGAAAUUAGAGGGUGUUGUUCGGUUGCACCUGAACGCCCCGCUGAAAGGAGUGCGGGCGCUUUCCUUCCGCUUCGUUGCUGGGGCAGUAGCUAAAUGGGACAGUCCCGAGCUGAAUGCAAACCUUCGCGGUCCAGAGAGACUAUUUGACCGGACGAUUUAUCUUUGGGAUAAGGCGGAUCCUGACGCUGCUCCAUUCUUGGAUGCCCAACAACACGAGUUUCGCUUCGCUCUGAAAAUACCCGGCCGAAUGCCGCCCUCUCUGCGCUUCCCUCAAGGUCAAGUACAAUACAUGCUCGUUGCUGCUAUUGAAUGGGAGACAACAUGCUUUGGAAUACCCAUACCUUUCUGGUCGUGGAGAUCAAUCAUAACAAAGAAGGAAGUGCCAGUCCGCAAGAUUCCUGGCAAAGUUGAAAACGUUAUACGAAGAUUGAAAGAUAUGUCUCACCACGAUGAAAAGAAGGUUCGGAUCCUGUAUUCGGGGGAUGUGGAUGAAGGUCAUGAGUCAAGACCUCUGCGGCGACCCCUAGAUAGCGGAAGGACGGUUUGGUCCCCCAUUCCGGUGAUAGAUAUCACGUUGCCUACACGUUUUCCUUUGACGGAUCCUGUAAUUCCGGUCACCGUACAUACGGUGGAAGAUGCCGAACUGAUCGAAUUGAGAUGGACCCUUCGGCAGCAGGCUUUUUAUCGCUUCAUGUACAACAUGGCCCUCAGAGGCCCCAUCGAUACCUCCACCCACGCCAUACCACCAAAACAACGUGAAGAAGAGGAGGUCCUUCGUACAACUUAUGUAUAUCGCCCUGAGCCGUCGGAUCCUCUCAAUCAACCAGCGUCGAAUCGCCACGAGCUGCGAAUACCGCUGCUCGACGAUCCACCCGCCUCAGAAGUCGAAGCUUUGGAGGACCUUGACACAUCCGUAAUGAAAUUUCAGCACGUUGUUCAUAUCCAUGUCAUUUAUCGUUCAAAUUCUGAUAAUGACGGUGAGCGAUCUGAAGAGGAAGCUGAAAUCGAUCUUCCUAUCAUUUUGUACAAUCCGCCAAGUGAAGAUGAUACGAUCGGAAUAUCAAGCACACUGGGAAGUGGAAGUACCGAUGGCACAGCCGAAAGGCUGAUAUCGUAUGCUGCUGAACCUCCACCUGCGUAUAUGGACGGUUCACAGCCGCCACUGUAUCCGGGAGACUCACCGGAAGGAUUACGACGACGAAAGUAA